Messenger RNA from Papaver somniferum (opium poppy), 2538 nucleotides. RefSeq names its product protein N-lysine methyltransferase METTL21A-like. Bases 1614 to 2480 code for a protein of 288 amino acids. NCBI's taxonomy places the organism in Eukaryota, Viridiplantae, Streptophyta, Magnoliopsida, Ranunculales, Papaveraceae. The record is from RefSeq and is a predicted model, not a curated record. The transcript is spliced from 5 exons.
UUAACCUAUUUCUUCCGUUACAGAAAAAUGAAAACCAUUAACACCACCAUUACUUUCGACAUUAACUCAUUCAUCUCAUCAUUCAAAACAUCCGUUUCGUAUCUUCUUAGGAAUCAAAAUUAUGAUACGGUCUCAUAUAUAAAUCCACACAAACUAAGAUGAACAAACCUUUCCCCAUCGAACAAAUCUUUUAUCUCAGGUGGGAUACACCAAAUUCCUAGUGGUAUUUUGCAUGAAGUUAAAGGAACAAAAUGGAGAUGGAUUUAUCUUACAAAAACAAAUGUGUUUUGCCAAAUCUGACGGUUCUGGAUGGACCUCUUACAGCGAUCGACGACUCUCACUUCUCCUAAAAUAUGGAAAAGUGAAAAUCUUACAAAAACAAUUGUAUUUUGCCAAAUCUAACGGUUCUGGAUGGACCUCUUACAACGAUCGACGACUCUCACUUCUCCUAAGAUAUGGAAAAGUGAAAGAGAUAAAUCAUGGCGCAAAAUGAUUCCCCCUUCUACGCCAUCAUCCUACGUUCCAUAUUCUUUUACUAUUAUUCUUCCACUUAUUCUACUUCAGUUUUCAUACGUUACAACCAAAGAGUCACAUUAUAUCCCACUAACAGCGUCAUUGACUGUGCUUAGAAAACGGCAUAUGGCAGGCCAAGAGACUCUUCCAUAACCACAUCUUGCAUUCUAAAUUAACCUAUUUCUUCCGUUACAGAAAAAUGAAAACCAUUAACACCACCAUUACUUUCGGCAUUAACUCAUUCAUCUCAUCAUUCAAAACAUCCGUUUCGCAUCUUCUUAGGAGUCAAAAUUAUGAUACGGUCUCAUAUAUAAACCCACACAAACUAAGAUGAACAAACCUUUCCCCAUCGAACAAAUCUUUUAUCUCAGGUGGGAUACACCAAAUUCCUGGUGGUAUUUUGCAUGAAGUUAAAGGAACAAAAUAGAGAUGGAUUUUGAGUGAAAAUUGAGGUUUUUCACAUGAUAUCAUGAUAUGAAAUUGGGAGUGAAUGACUAAUUUAUUUAGACCUUCAUGUGUAGGAGGAAAAAGUAAUGAUUUAGAAGUCAUAAUCCUCCUCUUAUGUCACAUCUUAAAUCCACAACCAUGCCGAGAGCAGAAAGUAUGGUCAUGUAGGAUUUCGUUGGUUGCAUCUGAGGAGGGAAUCUUCAUUUGGCCAUAUUUAAUGGGAGAAGGGUAUGUGAUGGCAAUACUGUACAAAAUUGGAACUUUGCGACUUCAGUUUAGAAUUUAAAGAAAGUAAUUUUCCGUGGCGGCUAUCAGGACUGAACCAGUACUAGCCAUGUUGAAAUUGAGCGAGGAUUUCUUUGACCGGUCAAUGAGAGGGGAGGUUAGCCAACUCUCGACGUGGUGUGAGAGAUGUGAUUGGGUGUUUAGGUUGUUGAUGAAGGGCGACUGUGACUCUGAAGCAUCAUCUCUGGUAACUGGUAUGAAUGAAUUAUAUGGACCCUCAUCCAACCUAUAGGUAUUAGGUCUAGAAAAAAACAAAUCCAACGGCUGAAAAAUAACAAACAAAGGCGGCUGAUUCCUCUUCCUCCCUCAUUAAACCUCUGCCCUAAAACUCCUCCUCCUCUGAAGAGACUAACAUCUACAGCAGAGAUAUGGACAUCCCAUUCCAAACAAAACAAGAAGAUUCAGAUUCAGAUUUAGAAAUAAACCCUCUCAAUGUCUUUUUACAAGAUGAUCAUAAUGAUGAUGAUGAAGAUCAAAUGAGGUUAUUAGCUACUGAAGAAGAAAACCUAGGAGGAGGAACAGGAUAUAAACAAGAGCAGCAUUAUCUUCACUCAAUUAAAACAUCAGUAGUGAUAAGACAACUUCCUUGUCAAGGUCUCUCUUUUCAGCUUUGGCCAGCAGCAACUACUCUUGUCAAUCUCCUUGAUCACCACCAUCAAUCCAGGAAUCAUAUCAAAACCCCUCUUUCUGAAUUUCGUCUUUGUCGGCGUAUUCUUGAGCUUGGCUCAGGUACCGGUCUUGCUGGCAUUGCGGCAGCAGCUAUUCUAAGCUCUUCCUGCGUUAUAACUGACCUCCCUCAUGUCCUUCCCAACCUCCAAUUCAAUGCCGAUGCCAAUUCGACUGUGCUCCUCUCUCGCGGUGCUUCUGUUAAUGUCUCUCCUCUGAGGUGGGGAGACAAGGAUGAUAUGGAAUUAGUGGGGCGUGAGUUCGAUGUCAUAUUGGGUUCGGAUGUAGUUUACUAUGAUUACCUCUACGACCCUCUUUUGCAAACUCUACGCUUCUUCUUAGAAGGAGACGAAAAAGACACUAGUCAAGCUGCUCCAGUAUUCCUGAUGGCUCAUCUCAAGAGGUGGAAGAAGGAUUCUGUAUUCUUUAGAAAAGCAAGGAAAAUGUUCAAUGUUGAGGUAAUUCACACCGAUACUCCUAACCUAGGAUGUCGAAUUGGUGUUGUUGUUUAUUGUUUCUCAGGGAAGAAAAAGCAACCCCCAGCCAGGGGAAUGAAUUCUCUUCAAUGAUAUGUUUCUGAAUCUAGAACACAUUUCUAAAGUUAUUUAGCUUAAAUCUCUUCUAAAA